CCCCUCUCUACUCCUCCUGUUUUUAAUACCCCCUCCUCCCCCCUCUUCUUUCCGUCACCUUACCCCGCCUCCACAUAAACCAUGUCUGUCGUCGGAAUAGAUUUCGGUGCCCAGAGCACCAAGAUCGGUGUUGCCCGUAACAAGGGUAUCGAUAUUAUCACCAAUGAAGUCUCCAACAGAUCUACUCCUUCCCUGGUCGGCUUCAACGCCAGAAGCAGAGCCAUCGGUGAGGCUGCCAAGACACAAGAGACCUCCAACCUCAAGAACACCGUCAGCAACCUGAAGCGCCUGAUCGGCCGCUCCUUCAGCGACCCCGAUGUCCAGCUCGAGCAGGAGUACAGCACCACCCAGCUCUGCGAGGUCAACGGCCAGGCCGGUGUUGAGGUCAGCUACCUCGGCAAGAAGGAGAAGUUCUCCGCCGUCCAGCUGGUCGCCAUGUACCUCACCAAGAUCCGCGACAUCACCUCCAAGGAGCUGAAGCUGCCCGUCUCCGAUGUCACCCUCAGUGUGCCCGCCUGGUUCACCGACGUCCAGCGCCGCGCCAUGAUUGACGCCGGUGAGAUCGCCGGCCUCAAGGUCCUGCGUCUGAUCAACGACACCACCGCCACCGCUCUCGGCUACGGUAUCACCAAGCUCGACCUGCCCGGUCCCGAGGAGAAGCCCCGUCGCGUCAUGUUCGUCGACAUUGGUCACAGUGACUACACCGCCUCCAUCGUCGAGUUCCGCAAGGGUGAGCUCAACGUCAAGGCCACCGCCUGCGACCGUCACUUCGGUGGUCGUAACUUCGACCGCGCUCUGACCGAGCAUUUCGCCGAUGAGUUCAAGGAGAAGUUCAAGAUCGACGUCCGCUCCCACCCCAAGGCCUGGUCCCGUACCCUGGCCGCCGCCGAGAAGAUGAAGAAGGUCCUGUCGGCCAACCCCGCUGCUCCCAUGAGCAUUGAGUCCCUGAUGGAGGACGUUGAUGUCCGCUCCAUCGUCAAGCGUGAGGAGCUGGAGAUCAUGGUCAAGCCCCUUCUGGACCGGAUCACCGUCCCCAUCGAGCAGGCUCUCGCUGAGGCUAAGCUCAAGGUCGAUGACAUCGACCACAUCGAGAUGGUCGGUGGCUGCACCCGUGUCCCCGCCAUCAAGGAUGCCAUCGCCAAGUUCUUCGGCAAGGGUCUGUCCUUCACUCUCAAUCAGGAUGAGGCCAUUGCCCGUGGUUGUGCCUUCAGCUGCGCCAUCCUCUCCCCCGUCUUCCGUGUCCGUGACUUCUCCGUGCACGACAUCGUCAACUACCCCAUCGAGUUCACCUGGGAGCAGUCCGCCGAUAUCCCCGACGAGGACACCAGCCUGACCGUUUUCAACCGCGGCAACGUCAUGCCUUCCACCAAGAUCCUCACCUUCUACCGCAAGCAGCCUUUCGACCUCGAGGCCCGCUACGCCAAGCCCGAGACCCUGCCUGGCAAGGUCAACCCCUGGGUGGGCCGCUUCUCCGUCAAGGGCGUCAAGGCCGAUGCCAACGACGACUUCAUGAUCUGCAAGCUCAAGGCUCGCCUGAACCUGCACGGUAUCCUGAACGUCGAGUCCGGAUACUACGUUGAGGACAUGGAGGUUGAGGAGCCUGUUGAGGAGGAGGGCGAGAUGGACACCGACGCCAAGGACGGUGAGCAGCCCAAGAAGACCCGCAAGGUCAAGAAGCAGGUCCGCAAGGGCGACCUGCCCAUCUCGACCGGCACCACCUCCAUGGACGAGACCGUCCUGAGCGCCUGGGCUGAGCGUGAGAACUCCAUGUACAUGGAGGAUAAGCUCAUCGCCGAGACCGACGAGAAGAAGAACGAGCUUGAGGCCAGCAUCUACGAGCUGCGUGACAAGAUCGACGGCAUCUACUCCGAGUUCGCCAACGAGGAGGAGAAGGACAAGCUGCGGGCCAAGCUGACUGACCUCGAGGACUGGCUCUACGAGGAGGGUGAGGACACCACCAAGUCGGUGUACGUCGCCAAGAUGGACGAGAUCCGCUUCGUUGCCGGCCCCAUCGUUCAGCGCUACCGCGAGAAGCAGGACGCCGAGCGUCAGGCCCAGGAGGAGGAGGCUGCCAAGCGCAAGGCUGAGGAGGACGCCAAGCGCAAGGCCGAGGAGGAGGCCAAGAAGGCCGAAGAGGAGGCUAAGAAGGCUGAGGAGAAGGCCGACACGGAGAUGAAGGAUGCCCCGGCUGAGGGCGAGAAGCCCGCCGAGUCUGCGCAGUAA
Messenger RNA from Aspergillus heteromorphus CBS 117.55, 2223 nucleotides. It is a transcript of the gene hsp88, whose product is annotated as Hsp70 chaperone Hsp88. Gene Ontology annotation, molecular function: ATP-dependent protein folding chaperone; ATP binding. The coding region runs from base 82 to 2223 and encodes 713 amino acids. Gene Ontology annotation, cellular component: nucleus; cytosol. Gene Ontology annotation, biological process: protein folding. The transcript has 5 exons. The record is from RefSeq and is a predicted model, not a curated record. Lineage: Eukaryota; Fungi; Ascomycota; Eurotiomycetes; Eurotiales; Aspergillaceae.